GGGGUCUGCUGCCUGCUGAUACAUUCAUACACACAGACACAGGUAGUCAGGUAGACGAUCUGCAGCGGAGGCCCGCCGCGAAACCCAGCACGACCGAUCCAUCCACCUCACACCGCGUCUUCGUCCAGCUCACUCCCCCGCCGCGCCCCCGCUCCGCUCCCCUCUCUUCCUCGCCGCGGGUCGCGCGCAGCCAGGCGCCGAGCCGCCGACCAGUAACCGACGUAUAUCUCAUCCUUCCCCCUCCCCCCUGCACAGCCCCCUCUACAACUCCCCGAUUAAACCCUAGAAUCUCCCAACUCCCAAAUGCGCGCCCCCACCUAGGCCCCCGAAUUCGGCAUCCGCUCCGCGGAAGGUGUGCAAGCCAGGGUGCACACAAUGAGUGCGGGUUUCAACAAGCAGAUACUGGCUCAGAAGCUUUCGAAGCUUAAUAGCUCACAGCAGAGCAUAGAAACUUUAUCACAUUGGUGUGUCUUUCAUCAUCGUUACUGCCAACAAGUUGUAGAAACAUGGGAUUGCGAGUUUCAUGCAGCUCCUGGAGAGAGGAGGGUAUCUUUGCUGUACCUUGCAAAUGAUAUUAUGCAGAAUAGCAGAAAAGAAGGCAAUGGAUAUAUAACUGAAUUCAUGAGGGUCAUCCCUGCUGCCUUGAAUGAAGUGUUGACUAUCAGAGAUGAUUUUGGGCGGAAUGUUCCAAAAAGACUGAUUGACAUAUGGGAAGACCGUAAAAUAUUUGAUACUCAGGCACAAAGCCUCAAAGAUGACUUUUUCAGAAGGUUAAAGGACAUUAGAAACAAAUUGAAAAAUACGGGCAGUGAGCUGCUGGAGAAGGUUGUCUCUAGCUACAAACAUGUCCUGAAUGCUCCUAUGGAUGAGGAUACUCUGAUGCGAAAAUGCCAAGCAGCUCUUAUCAAUUUUGAUGAACUCAAUAAAACGUAUGGAAACAACUCUGUUUUAGGUAGCAGCAAUCAAUCGGAAUUUAUGCAGGGGGUGCAGGAACAACACAACAUUCUCAGAAACUCCAUUGAACAACUCAAAUUGUCAGAAUCACUCAGGGCCACUCUGAUUUCUCAUUUGAAGGAAGCGCUGAAUGAGCAGGAGCUCAAAGUGGAACAAGUCAGAAGCCUGCUUCAGGCAGCUCAGCCUCGAUUCAAGAGAGCUGCUGAGCUCUGCGUGGGGCUUGGAAGCAACAUGGAAAUGCAUGAGCCAUCAAAUCAAGGGCAUAAGAGGUCUAGCCUCUCUGAUCCACUUAGUACUGUUGCUCCAGGAGCUGAGAAGUCUCUUCAAAAGGGACAGUCAAGUGCAGUGUUGUAUUCACAGGAGGGAAAUGGUUUUGAGCACAUCAUGACAGAGACAAAGCUUGCUGCAGGUGAUGCUUCAGACAAUAUACGUGGUGGUGAUUUGCCUUCACAAGUGAAUGGGGGCAACACCAAGCUGAAAAUAGAAGAGCACACUUCUGGUAACAAGAGGCAGAAGCUAGAGGAUGACACAGAUAUUUCUCAGCCUCAAUCACAGUCACCGCCACCGCCACCCCCAUUCCCUCAUCCUGACGCAUUCGAACCACCACCACCACCACCACCUGAGGUUCCUCCAUCACCAGAGCCUAGCCCACCACCACCGCCAACUUCACCGCCACCCAAUAUGAUCCCCCCGCCGCCGCCGGCAAUGCCACCCCAAAUGAUCUCACAUGUACCACCUCCAGCUGGUACAUUUGUACCUUUUCCUGCUGGACCACCUGGUCCAAUGUAUUCCAGCUACCCACCUUUUACUCCUGUGGUCAACUUCCCCAUAACCAGCCCACCAGCUGGUUUCCCUAGUCCAAGCCCGCCUCCGCCUUUUCAAGGAUUAGUGGGUACAUUCUAUGGCCCUCAGUUCCCCACCGCACCCCCACCAGCAGACAGGAAAUGAGUGUAGUAACCUACCGGCAGCCCCCCUCAUCAUACUAGUUUAUUUCCCCUUUUCAACAGAGAAUAUGACUCGGGGGGUGGGGGGGGGGGGGGGGGGGGGCGCUCCAUCAGCAUGUGUUGUGGAGCUCAGAAGAUUGUUGUAAAUUUAGCCAGUCAGUGCGCAGCAGUGAAUUUUCUGAACUAGUUGUGGUCUUGGUCCUGGAGUAGAAGUGUAGAACCUGUAGAUUUCGACUGCUAGAGAGAAUUAGGGAUUCUGAGAGCCGAGAACAAAUGCCUGCGACAGAUUAAUAAUAAGUUGUGGUCUUGUUGGAGUAAAAACUGUAGAUUCCCACAGCUUAGAGAGAGAGCAUGGAACUCGGUAGCAUGACAUGUUGUAACUCAUGUACAAUUGUGUUCAUUGCCAGAUCAUCCGAGAACAUGUACAUGUUCCCGUGAUGUUUUGAGCGUGUAAUUCUGUUGUUCUGUGUAAGAUAUGGCUUGAGCCGCUGUCGAUGGUUGAAACUUUUUGCUCUCGGUUAUUGUAUUGCCA
Zea mays is the source of this 2430-nucleotide messenger RNA. RefSeq names its product zinc finger homeobox protein 4. NCBI's taxonomy places the organism in Eukaryota, Viridiplantae, Streptophyta, Magnoliopsida, Poales, Poaceae. Gene Ontology annotation, molecular function: RNA polymerase II complex binding. The record is from RefSeq and is a predicted model, not a curated record. Bases 376 to 1902 code for a protein of 508 amino acids. The transcript has 8 exons. Gene Ontology annotation, biological process: mRNA 3'-end processing.